GUCGCGUGUAGUAUUGCACUUUAGUAUUAGCUGAGUUGAGGUGUGUGUGAUGUUAGCUGUGACACAACACACCGUCAGGUAGUUUCUGAUAAGACGUAAUUACAUCGUCAUAGUUAUUAUUUUUUAGUUUGGUGACGUAAUGGACGCUGUGCUGUCCCGGCUCUUCUCCUCGGAGGAAGAGGAGCUGUACAUGUUGGACUGCAUGGCUUACUUGAUGGUGUUCAUGGCAGCCUGCACCUUCCUCACCCUGCUCUUUGAAAACGUCCCGUACGGCCGCUACUCCAGCAGCAGGUACGGGUUCCCGGUGAACGCCCGGUUCGCCUGGUUCGUCCAGGAGCUGCCUGCCUUCCUCGUCCCUCUGUGUCUGCUGCUUUGGACAUCCUCUGCAAAGAGCUCCCUGCUGCCCAACCAGCUGCUCAUCGCCAUGUACCUCUGCCACUAUGUCCAGAGAUCCCUCAUUUAUCCAUUUUUAAUCCGAGGAGGUAAACCAACGCCGUUCGUCUCCUUCGCCCUGGCCAUUGUUUUCUGCAUCUAUAAUGGCUACAUGCAGAUCAGGUACCUGAGCCAUUACGCUGAGUACCCUGCAGACUGGGUUACACAUCCCUGCUUCAUCACAGGGUCGCUGCUGUGGUUGGUCGGUUGGCUGGUGAAUAUGCACUCUGACCACAUCCUGAGGAACCUGAGGAAGCCUGGAGAGACCAGUUACAAGAUUCCCACAGGCGGAAUGUUUGAUUAUGUGUCUGGAGCCAACUUCUUAGGAGAGAUAACAGAGUGGGCAGGCUUCGCUCUGGCUGGCCACUCUGUUCACAGUUCAGCCUUUGCCAUCUUUACCACAGUGGUCCUCGCCAGCAGGGCUGUGGCCCACCACAAAUGGUACCACGCCAAGUUCGAAGACUACCCAAAAACUAGGAAGGCACUGAUUCCCUUUGUUUUGUAAAACCACCAUGGGAGUCUGAGAAGGUACUGGUUCUUGGAAUGGCUGAGGCGAGAGAACAUCCCACAAUAUUUUUUUUUAGUUCAGGAAAGCUCUAAUGUCAGAACAAACCUUGAAGAUAUUGUUUCACUGAAAACAAAAUGAAGCCGGCUGCGUGCUUGCACACAAUCUCAUUCAAGCUGCAAGCAAGCAACAGUUAAAAACCAUCGUGUUAAAUAGAUGUUUGUCAUCACCUGUGCUUAUUACAUUGUUAAUAAUGUCCAUAAAGCAAAAUCACCUCAACUAUGCACUGAAUGUACUGGAAUGGAAGUGCUGUGUUUGCUGGAGAGGCAACAUUCAGCGCUCCUCGGGAGGAAAUAAGAAAGCGGACGGAGCAUACCUCAACAGUAAUACAGUGGAUUUAUAACACUCUGCAGCAGCAAUAAACACUUUUAAGACUCUCCGCUGAUCUGCAUAUUCUCCCAGAUGGAACAUAAACUGAAAAAAUGCAAAGCAGACACUUAAAGUUUUCAUUCACUCUCAAGAGUCAUCUGUUGCGAAUGCAUCUUUUUAACAUCCAUUGCAACUGAAAAGACGAACGAAGGAGGGCCUUGAAUGAAGUCCCAGCACAUUCUCCUGCUGUUUUACGCUGGGUGUCAUCAGAAGGACUUUUCUACCUGCCUCAUCAUCUCAGACUCCUGGAUAAAGAAGCCACGUUGGAACAAAAGGUGACCAUCUCUGUCCUGUGAAGACUGUCCACAGCUUCUCGGCUGCAGGGAAUCAAAUGGAGGUCGAGCACGGCCCUCAAUAACUCACCCAUGCCUGAAAUGAGAAGAGGAGAGCGUCGCCUCAACACAUCACUCCUGUCAGGGCUUCUGAGAAGGACAGGAAGGAAGGAUGAAUGAGUGUGUGAAGGCAUAAACACUGAAUGGGUGAGGUUGUUUAUGAUUGAAUGAGAAGAGGGAGCCUGGGAGGAAAGAUAAGAAAACAAAACACUGGGAUCAAAGUGAACAUCUCUUCUAUUCUAUUAGUGUUUCAUAAUCACUGUUACCACAAGCCACACAAUCUCAUCAGUGAGAGUCAAGACCUUUUUGGAAUUGUGCCUUAUUUUAUAUAGAUGCUAAUAAUGUGAUCUGUCUCAUUGUCAGUGUUUCUCAAAAUAGAUUUAGAUAGGAAACAAGUGCACUUACGUCGUCACUUUGGUUACAGUUUUUCACAAGCUAAAUUCAUUUGCAAACUUGACUGCAUUGAAACAUUUUCUACUGUGUUCCUCUCUCAAAAUGUGCCAGCUGCUUUUUCCUCUUGAUCAGUCCCUGUGUUCCCAGUUGGGGACAUUUCCCCAAACCAGUCACAGCAAAGGUCACGUCAUUAUGAAUGUUAUUAACGUGUUGUAUUUGAAUAUAUUCUGUCAUCAUUUUACACAUGGUUUCAUCAAUAAAUAAUAAGACCUCUGUGUCUGAGUGUGAUGAGAAA
This is a messenger RNA of Epinephelus fuscoguttatus (brown-marbled grouper), 2386 nucleotides long. It is a transcript of the gene srd5a1, whose product is annotated as steroid-5-alpha-reductase, alpha polypeptide 1 (3-oxo-5 alpha-steroid delta 4-dehydrogenase alpha 1). The record is from RefSeq and is a predicted model, not a curated record. The coding region runs from base 140 to 937 and encodes 265 amino acids. Gene Ontology annotation, molecular function: 3-oxo-5-alpha-steroid 4-dehydrogenase activity. Gene Ontology annotation, cellular component: membrane. Gene Ontology annotation, biological process: steroid biosynthetic process. The transcript is spliced from 5 exons. Lineage: Eukaryota; Metazoa; Chordata; Actinopteri; Perciformes; Serranidae.